Molecule: messenger RNA, 3893 nt
Organism: Coffea eugenioides
Lineage: Eukaryota; Viridiplantae; Streptophyta; Magnoliopsida; Gentianales; Rubiaceae
Product: receptor-like protein kinase FERONIA
Exons: 1
Coding region: 170-3748 (1192 amino acids)
Biological process (GO): protein autophosphorylation
Cellular component (GO): plasma membrane; plasmodesma
Molecular function (GO): ATP binding; transmembrane receptor protein tyrosine kinase activity
Source: RefSeq, a predicted model, not a curated record
CCAAUUCUUGGAUGACGAAGACUUGCAUGCACGAGUUGACUGAUUUCUUUCGCGGCAGCUUCAUUUAGGCUCCGGUAACAUUCUAAUGAUUCUAUAGUACUGCAAGCAACUUGAAUAAGGAAAAAAUCCAUUCUUUGCCAGUACCAUUUCUGCAAUCAAUACCUGAAAUAUGCUUGUACUCAAACUAUCAUUUCUUUUCCUUUUCCUUCUGCACUUCUAUUUCACAACCAUCUCUGCCAGUCAUAUCCCAGUUCUUGAUAACAUAGCCAUUUCCAGCGGUUCUUCUGGCGUCUUAACUGCAUCCAAUGGCCGCGUUUGGGUUGGAGAUACCGGUUCCAAAUCUUCCACGUUGCUGCAAUUGAGUGGCAAAUCAACCAAGUCAAGAGUCAUCCACCAUCCAGCUGCCUCCGUGGAUGCUGUCCCCUACCUGACCGCACGCAUAUCUCAUCACCACUUCACCUACACAUUCCCCGUCAAGCCUGGCCAGAAAAUCAUCCGUCUGCACUUCAACCCUGUUUCAUACAAGAAUUUCAAGAAGUCUACAGCUCUUUUUUCCGUCAAAGCCGGUCCUUACACCCUUCUCAGCAACUUCAAUGGUUCCCUUACUGCUGGUGCUUCGGGGGCUGGGCAUUUUACUAGAGAAUUCUGUGUCAAUAUAGAGGAAAAUGAAGUAUUGAGCAUAACGUUCUCCCCAGAUCAAGGAAACGAAGGUUCUUCAGAUGACCGAUAUGCAUUUGUCAACGGUAUUGAGAUUGUCUGCAUGCCUGCUGGUCUUUAUUUCACCCCGGAUGAUGGCCUGGGACCCUUUGUCGUUGGCCAGAAAUACAGAUUCUACAUCGACAACAGCACCGCACUUGAGAUGAUUCAGCGGUUAAACAUUGGCGGAAACUCCAUUGCAUCUGUUGAAGAUGGAGGCAUGUUCCGGUCAUGGGAUGAAGACCUCAAUCACUUGCCACAAAACGGAAGCCUUGUAAUUAAAAGGGUCAUUCCAAUCAAGUAUACGCAGGCACCAUCGUAUAUAGCACCAAAGAAAGUCUAUCAAACUGCCAGGUCCAUGGUUCCACAUAUGAAUUUGAGAAGACGCAAUCUUAUGUGGAAAAUACCAGUGGAUUUGGGAUUUAGAUACUUGAUUAGGCUCCAUUUCUCAGAGCUUGAGUUGGGGAUAACGCAGUGCGGUGAGAGGGAGUUCAGGAUUAUCAUAAAUAAUCAAGUCGCUGAAGAUAGUGCUGAUGUCAUCAAAUGGGGUGCUGAACAUGGAGUUGCAGUGUACAGGGACUAUGUUGUGCUGAUGGAGGGAGAUAGGAUGGAAGGUAAGCGUUAUCUAAACAUCACCUUCCAGCCAAAAUUGGUGUUAAGCGGUAAAGAAACAGAUGGGAUCCUCAAUGGGAUGGAAAUAUUCAAGUUGAGCAACCCUGAUAACAAUCUAGCAAGCAUGAGGACCAUCGAAUUUGUACGGAGUUCCAGAUCUCAGAAACAAGGGGACAAAAAGACACAGUCUUUUGGCCGUAAGAAUGCAGUUGCAACGGCGCUGACUGUUAUAAUCACUUUGUUGAAUGUCACUGUGUAUUAUAUCAGGCGUCUUUCAGAAACUAGUGCCAGGAACUUGCGUUCGUCAUCCUCAGAAAAAUUUUGCCGCCUAUUUUCAAUUCAUGAGAUCCGAUCAGCAACCAACGAUUUCAGUCAUGAAUUCCUCAUUGGCAGUGGUGGAUAUGGUAGAGUGUAUAAAGGAAGCAUUGAUGGAGGAGCUACAACCGUUGCAAUUAAGCGAUUGAAAUCAGAGUCUAGGCAAGGCGAAAACGAGUUUUGGACAGAGAUAAAGAUGCUAUCCAGGCUCCGCCAUGAGCAUCUUGUCCCUCUGAUUGGUUACUGCAAUGAAGGUCAAGAGAUGAUACUGGUAUACGAGUAUAUGCCAAAAGGAACAGUUGCUGAUCAUCUUUACAAGAUUGGUAGGCAUGGUGGUUGUGCUCCUCCUCUCUCUUGGGAACAGCGGCUUAAGAUCUGUAUCGGUGCGGCACGUGGUUUGUACUUUCUUCACACCUCUCGACAGAGGGUAAUCCACCGGGAUGUGAAGAGCUCGAACAUUCUGCUGGACGAGAAUUGGGUGGCUAAGAUUUCAGACUUCGGCCUGUCAAAGAUGGGAGCACCUAACGAGUCAAUUACACAUAUCAGUACCAAUGUCAAAGGGACAUUUGGGUAUUUAGAUCCAGAGUAUUUCUUGACUCGCAAAUUGACACGAAAAUCUGACGUGUAUGCUUUUGGAGUGGUGCUGUUUGAAGUGCUGUCUGGAAGGCCAGCUGUGGACUUACGACUUGAAGAGGAGAAACACAGCUUAGCUGCGUGGGCACGAUACUGCAUGAGAAAGGGAAAAGUCGAUAACCUCAUCGACCGUAAUCUGAUAGGACAAAUCUCCCCAGCUUGCUUAAAGGUGUUUGUUGGAAUAGCAGGGAGGUGCGUGGAUACGCAUCCACAUGAACGGCCUGCUAUGGCUGAUGUUGUCAUACCCCUUGAGUUAGCAUUGGUGCUGCAACAGAGCCCAGGUUCCACAGAACAGGCAGAAGAAGACGAUGAUAUCAACAACGUUGCAAGAAGUUCCAGUGAACAAAGUGAUGGUGUUUUCUCAUUUGAUGAAUUAUCUGUUAACCCCUCCAAUGGAGGAAUGGAGCAGAACGUCUCCAAAGAGCUUUCAGGUGCUGCUCCUGGAACAAAAGAAACUUAUGUUCUCAAGAAUUCAAAGAAGGAUAACAGUUCCAACAAUGCAACAUCAUCAAGAUGGUGGUGGGAUCCAUUUGGGCUUGUGCCAAGAAGUCCAUCAAAAACGAAAGCUUCAGCACUACAUGAAGGGCUCCGCCAAUUCCACAUCCAAGAGAUACGAAAAGCCACCAAUAAUUUCCAGAACAGUUUCAUCGUUGGCUUUGGAGGCUUGGACAGUGUGUACAAGGGCCUUGUGGAUGAUAUCCCAAGAAUUGUGGCGGUCAGACGAUCAAGCAGUAGAGAAUCAAGACUUUCGAUGGCACGUGAAUUGCAAUCAAAGAUGGAAAUGGUCCCUUCACUAAAACAUGCUCAUGUCGUAACUCUGAUCGGUUAUUGCAAUGAUGAAGCUGAACUGAUGCUUGUGUACGAGUACAUGGCCAAUGGAAGCCUCCAUGAUCAUUUAUGUGACCCUAACAAGGAUCCACUCCCAUGGAAGCGGAGACUUCAAAUCUGCAUUGGCGUAGCAAGAGGAUUGUCCCAUCUCCAGUCCACUGUUAAACUAACGAAUCUCCACCGCAACUUGAAGUCAACCAACAUUUUGUUAGACGAGAACUGGGUGGCCAAGGUUUCAGACAUUGGGUUAUCCCGAAGAAGAGGAGUCAGUGGUGCGCAUACAAUUGUUAGAGGUGACUGGGGUUCUCUGGACUCAGACUAUAUACUGGAUGACAGAUUAACAGAAAAAUCUUACGUAUUCUCAUUUGGCUUGCUAAUGUUUGAGGUACUCUGUGCCACUAAAGAAUCAACUCAUUGGUUGGAUGAGGAUCAGGUAAGUCUGGCUCGGUGGAUAAAAUCAGGCAUGAGAAACAACCUCUCUGGCAACAUUGACCCAUGCCUAGCUGGUAAAAUUGCACCUGAAUGCUGUAGGAUAUUUGCAGAAACAGCCAUUAAAUGUCUGCUUGAUAAGGGUUAUGAACGACCAUCAAUGAAUGACAUAGUGGCAAGUCUUGAGGCUGCGCUUAAGCUGCAAGAAGCGUCAGACAAUGAUGAGGGUGUUUAAGUGCAAAGUAGCUGACAUGAUAAUGCAGUUCAGUUUUGUAUGAUGUUUACCAAUAUUGUUCACUUCAUUCUGUAAUUAUGUGUGCUAUUUAAUGCUAAUUAAGCUUGUUGUACGGAAAUUAUACGAUAGAUGGGAUGGUUACAAA